This is a messenger RNA of Serpula lacrymans var. lacrymans S7.9, 1104 nucleotides long. RefSeq lists its product as uncharacterized. Lineage: Eukaryota; Fungi; Basidiomycota; Agaricomycetes; Boletales; Serpulaceae. The record is from RefSeq and is a predicted model, not a curated record. The transcript is spliced from 9 exons. Bases 76 to 603 code for a protein of 175 amino acids.
AACUGCGAGCGUGGUCACUACCGCGACAGCUGUUCUGCUUCAAGUUUGCUCACAUUACAACGGAUACGUUCCACAAUGCCUGCCGCUCUGAACAAGAACAACUCUGCCGUGAAGCGGAUAAUGCAAGAAGCUAAGGAACUCGCAAAUGACCCCUGCACAGAUUAUUCUGCUGCUCCAUUGGAGGACGAUAUAUUCGAGUGGCACUGCACCCUCCGUGGUCCCGCUGGAACUGAGUUCGAGGGUGGUGUAUAUCACUUCCGCAUACUGCUCCCAGCGGAAUAUCCGUUUCGACCACCAUCAAUAAUGUUAUUGACCCCUAAUGGGCGGUUUGAACUCAAUACCAAGAUUUGUAUCAGCUUCACCAGUUAUCAUGAAGAGGAGUGGCAGCCGGCAUGGGGUGUAAGAACAGCCAUCAUUGGACUUCAAGGUUUCUUCCCCCUUAAAGGACAAGCUGCGCUUGGUGUUGGCUCUGUAGAGUACCCUGUGUCCGAACGUAAACGUCUCGCAGCACUGUCUCGAACAUGGGUUUGCCCACAGUGCAACCAAACCAAUCUCGAAUGCCUUCCUGCCAAGCUCGUCGUCUUCAGGUUCUCACGUACAUGAUAUUUCGCCGCCGACUAAUUUGCCUUCCUCGGCAGACUUGUCCUUGCACCCCGUACAAGGGCAAGGGUCGGGGAACGAGUCGGAGCGUGUAGCCAGUGAAUCCUGCGUUGAUCAUAUUUUCACACCAGACGAGUCUAGUUCAGUGACUGAAUCACUCGGCGAUACCACCAUAUCAUCAUCUGCGGCUGCGAUCGAAAGUCUCUCGGAAAGUUCCGCUGAGCCGUUACAAGAGACUAGCACUGUGAGCUCCGUCCGACGUGGGCGCAGCGGAGCCCCUCUCCUCUUAGACACGGCAAUAUGUGUUCUGCUGGUACUGGUUCUAGCCCUGGUGUGUAGACGGGUUUUGUGAUCUCGGUAUAGAAUUGACAUAUAGCACAUAUAUCCUGAUUUUUCAUUGAUCCGUUUCGUUUGUAUUUAGUUUCCCGGUGUAUGUAUGAACAGAAUAAGAAAGAGUAUAGAGUGUAUCCGGAAUUGCAUAUGCAUGUCUCGAUCGUGGCCGUU